This is a messenger RNA of Mytilus trossulus (common blue mussel), 1170 nucleotides long. RefSeq lists its product as uncharacterized. The record is from RefSeq and is a predicted model, not a curated record. Lineage: Eukaryota; Metazoa; Mollusca; Bivalvia; Mytilida; Mytilidae. The transcript is spliced from 6 exons. Bases 235 to 921 code for a protein of 228 amino acids.
CAUCGUUUCCUCAAGACCAUUCUCGCAAAUGGUGUCAAAGGAGAUCCGAAAAUUCAUUCCCUGAAAUUCCAUCCCGGAUUGGGAAUCGAACCAGGAACCUUUGUGUUAUUAGUCCGAUGCACUAACCACUAAACCACGUUGUUAGUAUGAUACGGGUUAUGUUCUGCUGAUUUAUUUAAGGAUGCCGAAAUAUGCACACCAGAUGGUUCAUGGUGGAAAUAUGAAUGUUAUCAUAUGCCUUGUCCCAACAACUGGUAUGAGAUGUGUGAUCAAUGUUGUAAAAUGAAUAGCACUUGGUAUUGUGUCUCUGAUGUCCGUUAUCACUCAUGUGAAGCUAUUGCUCAAGGAAGCGUGACUACAACAACUACACUCAAUCCUAUUGGAGGUGUAACAUUCACUACGGAAAGAUAUUCAACCGAUAGACCAUAUCCAACACACAAACCAAAUGACAACACAGACAACUAUUCAUCGAGUAGCAGGAAGGCAUCCGUAAGCAUUGCGGUUGGGGCUUCAGUUGCUUUUGGAGCAGUAGUCAUCAUUGUUUUGUGUGUUAUUUUUGUGGUUUUGAAACAAAGACGAAAAAGUGAUCAACUUAGAAGGAAUAUGCCAAUCACUGCCCCCAACGUGCUGAUAGCUGGAAAUAAUGGACAGGCACGGGGAAAUCCAAUAUAUUAUGUAGGGGACAGAGGAACAACCAUAGCGCCUAACCCACCACAUGGUUAUACACAUACCAGUUUUGCUUACAAUCAAAAUGUGACCAAUGGGAAUCCGCAAUAUGCUUCACCACCACCUUACUCAACUUGUGUUGUUUCUGACCAACCAGAAAGAGUUUUGUCAGCACCAACUGACUCUGCAGUACAUUACCAAGAAAUUCAAAAUGCCGAUGAAAACGCUGAGUAUUCACAAGCAUCACAUUUGUGAGUUCCACAAUGACUCAUUGAGAGUGGGUUACUGGUAAUACAUUUAGUAUUCAUUGAAAGGUAUGAAGUGAAUAUCCUGCUCUGAACUGAUGUAGGUGUACAUAGCAAAUCAUGGCAUUCGACACAGAACUGGGAAUCACAACGACUUGUUGUAUGAGUCCUAUCAUAUUCAUAACAAUUGAAAUAAUUGCAUCGUCGUACUCAUCGUAUAGAAACAUUUGGGAGUAAUAAAAUAUCUUUACGAUAGUUA